This is a messenger RNA of Juglans microcarpa x Juglans regia, 2150 nucleotides long. RefSeq lists its product as uncharacterized. The record is from RefSeq and is a predicted model, not a curated record. NCBI's taxonomy places the organism in Eukaryota, Viridiplantae, Streptophyta, Magnoliopsida, Fagales, Juglandaceae. The coding region runs from base 559 to 2058 and encodes 499 amino acids. The transcript has 3 exons.
ACCAUUUUGCAAUAACCAUAGCCAGUAGAAUUCAAAAUUCAAGCAUUAUAAUAACCAAACUUUGAAGAUUAAAAAAUUCACCUAUCAGAAGCAAUCCAAGCUUCUUCUUCUUCUUCGUCUCCUUCUCCAUUCUUCUGCCAACUGUUUAAUUCACACUCUCUGUCUCUCUAAUGGGUAAUUUGCCCAUUCACCUUGAGAUCUUCACUCCACUGGACAUAACGUACCUCUCACUUUCUAGCCCUCUGAUCCUCUCUUCUAUUCUCCGCACAUAAAUCAUACACUUCGUCUCUUUAUAGCUGUAAAUUCCUCUCACUGGGUUUCUGCUUAAGGCCACUGAGCUCGCCAAGGUGAAUUUAUGGAGCCUCAUCCAUACACAUACUGCUGCGAUAAACUUCAAAUACCACAGCUUUUUUCGCAAUCUGAUCUAUCUCUUUACAAGCUCUGAAUUUCCAAGCUCUCUCUCUCUCUCUCUCUCUCUCUCUCUCUCUGUGUUUACCGACUCAAAACCCUUCAGCUACGUUAUAGCUUUCUUCACUGACUGGCCUCUUACAACUUUCAAUGGCAUCGACGGCUCCCUCCGAUGAUCAGAAGCUGAGAAAACCAAUUACGAUUCAACGGAUGCCGUUCAUGCUUAAAGAUUACCUCAGGGAUGAUCUCCUCAACUCCUGUUCGUCCAGCGGUUUCAAAUCGUUUCCACGCCGACAAUGCUGCAUCACCGUCCGUUUCCUCCUGGGGGUCGAUUUCAAAGAGAACAAGAAACAACGACUUCUCCGUCGAAACCGUUCUAAGGUGGCCGCUUCCACCACAAUGUCCGCCCUGCAAAGAGCUUCGAAGGCAGUGAUCAGCGCCUUUAAGAAGCAACUUCCGCUUCAGUUCCUUAAGUCUCCGUCCCCGUCCCCUUCCCCGCCCGUACAAAACAUUGGUAGAAAAGAAACAGUGCCCAUACGCCUCUGGCGGAAGCUCUUCUUCAGACAGAGCUUCCGGAGGAAAGUCAUGGACAAGGGAGAGGGCAGUACCAGACGGUGGAGAUUGUUUCGUGAGAUGCACAACGAAAAAGAUAAAAAAUCCGAUCAGGACACGCAUGAUUCAUCCACCACUAGAGUCGGACGGAGGGUUCAGUCCAGCGGUAACAAGUGGGCCGAAACUCGGAGCGAAUUCACUAGUUCGGAAACCAGACGGUCUUCCAGCGGCAAAUCCGAGAGUUCAAGCGAAAACGACGUCGUGGAUGGUAAAUCCGAUUUUCUUGAGAAUAAGGACAGCAAUAACGUCUGCGAAACAGUCGGUGAGUAUUCUAUCUCAGGAGCGACGGCCACCACUUACUCCGGAGAUAACGCGAAGGAGUGGCCCAACGAAGAGAAGGAACAAUUCAGUCCAGUGUCCGUUCUGGAGUUUCCAUUUGAAGUUGACGAACACACCGUUGAUGUAUAUCCUGCCUGUAUAGAAGGGUCGAUGCAAAUUAAGCUUAUGCACAAAAUCCGACGGUUCGAGUGUCUCGUUCAAACAGAACCAGUGAACUUAGAAAAACGUAUUGCGCUUUCUGAGCCGAACCAUGAAGCUCCUUAUAAAUCACUAGAGCAACCUUGCUCAUUGCCCACCCUGCAGGACAACGACAUGUUGGAAGACCACAAGGAAGAUCAUGAGCAAACAGAAGAAAACGCUGAAGAUCAAUUAUUUCACCUCAUCGACACAAAGCGCUCCCCAAAUGGUGUUAUAAUCAAGGCAGAUCACGAUCCGUUGUUGGAUUUCUUUAGGGAGAGAAGUGAAGAAAACCAUGGAAGCUGUGCGAGCACAAGAAGAUCAGGGAAAUGUAAUGAAUUUGAGCAUGAGUACUACUUAUUGUCGAAGGUGGCUGCAGAAGAUUGGCUGAUCAGUGGGAACCGACGAGAAAUGGUAUUGGGAUGGGAGGUGAAAGAUGGGAGAAAAGUGUAUCUCAGGGACAUGGAGAAGGGUUGGAAGUGGAGGACAUUGGUUGAAGAAAAAGAAGUUGCAUUGGACACUGAGGUUGAGGUUUGGACUUGCUUGCUUAACGAGCUAGUACUCGACCUCUUUUCCUCGUAAAUAAAUGCUUUCGGAUCACUUCUCUCAGUGUUAUUUUGAUCCCGUGGAGAAAAACGGUGAACAUUUCCAUAUCAAUAGGGUAUAAAGAAAGA